This is a messenger RNA of Podarcis muralis (Common wall lizard), 1526 nucleotides long. It is a transcript of the gene CSTF2, whose product is annotated as cleavage stimulation factor subunit 2. NCBI's taxonomy places the organism in Eukaryota, Metazoa, Chordata, Lepidosauria, Squamata, Lacertidae. The record is from RefSeq and is a predicted model, not a curated record.
UCUUCUCCCACCGCCUCCUUGCUUCUCAUCCUCUUCUGCAGGGAUUAUCUUGUGACAAUGCACCAGAGGUCUCUCUACCAGGGUCCCCCCAUGCACGGCAUGGCUGGUUAUGACACCCGUGGACCGCCACCCCGUGUAACAAGUGGCGGACCAAUGAGAGGACAUAGUCAAGUGCCCUUGAUGUAUGUCCAAGGUGGAAGAGGCAUGGAUGGCAGGGGCAUGAUAUAUCAAGGCAUGGAGCGCAGAGAGAUGGGAGAGAGGCACGUGGAGCCCACUAGAGGCAGGGAGCCCCAACGCAUGGAAUAUCAAGGCAUGGAGCGCAGAGAGAGGGACGUGGCGCCCACUAGCGGCAGGGGAGAGAUGGGAGAGAGGGACAUGGUGCCCACUAGAGGCAGGGAGCCCCGGCGCAUGGAAUAUCAAGGCAUGGAGCGCAGAGAGAGGGACGUGGCGCCCACUAGAGGCAGGGGAGAGAUGGGAGAGAGGGACAUGGUGCCCACUAGAGACAGGGAGCCCCAACGCAUGGAAUAUCAAGGCAUGGAGCGCAGAGAGAGGGACGUGGUGCCCACUAGAGGCAGGGGAGAGAUGGGAGAGAGGGACAUGGUGCCCACUAGAGGCAGGGAGCCCAGACACAUGACAUUUCAAGUCAUGGAGUGCAGAGUGAGGGACAGGGCGCCCACUAGAGGCAGGGGAGAGAUGGGAGAGAGGGACAUGGAGCCCCCUAGAGGCAUGAGGCCCAGAGGAAUGGAAUAUCAAGGGAUGGAGCCCAGAGGGGUGGAAUACGUGGUCAAGGUGCUCCCUAGAGGCAUGGAGCCACCUAGAGGCAUGAACUAUCAAGGCACACAGCCUCAUGGAAUAGAUCCCAGAGCCAUCAAUUAUCAAGGCAUGGAGCCCAGAUGGAGGGAAUACGUGGUCAAGGUGCUCCCUAUAGUCAUCGUGCCCCCCAGAGCCAUGAAUUAUCAAGGCACGGAGGCCAGACAGAUGGAAUUCUUGGUCAUGUUGCUCCCUAGAGCCAUGGAGCCAGCUAGAGUCAUGAACAAUCAAGGCACACAGCCUCAUGGAAUAGCUCCCAGAGCCAUAGAGCCUCCCCAGGGCAUGGAACCCAAAGCCAUAGAGCCUCCCCAGGGCAUGGAACCCAAAGCCAUAGAGCCUCCCCAGGGCAUGGAACCCAAAGCCAUAGAGCCUCCCCAGGGCAUGGAACCCAAAGCCAUAGAGCCUCCCCAGGGCAUGGAACCCAAAGCCAUAGAGCCUCCCCAGGGCAUGGAGCCAACGACUGGAGAAAUUCAAGGUCCUGGAGCUUUGAGCAAGGCAGCAACUGAUCUGCAGGAACCUCAACAGGUAUGUGGAGUAACCGUGUGCUGUUUCAUAUUCCCCAAUGGGUUCCUAGACACAUUCUUGGUGCCAGAACAUGAACAGCCUCAUAGGGUCAUGGCCAGACGAUUGGUAUAGUGAUUUAUUUCCCAAUGGAGAUGGGAGUGGGUAGGUGCAAUUUUCAUCAUUACCCCCAUUCUUUUUUGUUCCUGAGCAGC